Molecule: messenger RNA, 1467 nt
Organism: Pestalotiopsis fici W106-1
Lineage: Eukaryota; Fungi; Ascomycota; Sordariomycetes; Amphisphaeriales; Sporocadaceae
Product: Mannan polymerase II complex ANP1 subunit
Exons: 5
Coding region: 1-1467 (488 amino acids)
Biological process (GO): cell wall mannoprotein biosynthetic process; protein N-linked glycosylation
Cellular component (GO): mannan polymerase complex
Molecular function (GO): alpha-1,6-mannosyltransferase activity
Source: RefSeq, a predicted model, not a curated record
AUGUUGCCCUCAUAUGCAUCAUCCGGGGCGUCCAAAGUGACGCCCCGGCAUCACUCCGGGGCCUAUGCCAAUGGCUACCCUCGCGGCAACACCUUUGACAUGUCUCCACAUAGAUUCCAACCUCGAGCUUCAACGCCUGCGACCCGUCGGAGAAGGAAACUAUUGGUACGACUCGGCAUAAUAGCUUCCGUUGCGAUCCUGUUUGGCUUGUUCGUGUGGCCUGGCAGCGGCACCUUCAUUUCCAUCUUCUCGUUGGGACUCAUCAGCAGUAGCGAAGAUAUUCUGCUCGAUACAGUGCGAUACUACGACUUGUCUAACGUGCAAGGAACCGCUCGCGGCUGGGAGAGAGAGGAGCGCAUUCUGCUCUGCGUACCACUCAGAGAUGCCGAAAGCCAUUUGAACAUGAUGUUCUCCCACUUGCGUAACUUCACCUACCCUCAUCAUCUCAUCGAUCUUGCCUUUCUCGUUUCGGACUCGAAAGACCGAACCCUGGAAGUGCUUGUCGAGAAGUUGGAGGAUCUGCAGGGUGAUGACGACGAGAAAAUGCCUUACGGCGAGAUUCAGAUCAUUGAAAAGGAUUUCGGACAAAAGGUUAACCAGGAUGUCGAGAGUCGCCACGGCUUUGCCGCGCAGGCCAGUAGAAGAAAGUUGAUGGCUCAGGCCCGUAACUGGCUUCUAAGCGCCGCCCUCCGUCCAUACCAUUCAUGGGUAUACUGGCGCGACGUCGAUGUCGAGACCGCACCUUUUACUAUUCUCGAGGAUCUCAUGCGCCACAACAAGGAUGUCAUUGUUCCAAAUGUUUGGCGUCCUUUACCUGACUGGCUGGGCGGAGAACAACCUUACGAUCUCAACUCGUGGCAGGAAUCAGAAACAGCACUUGCUCUGGCCGAUACCUUGGACGAAGAUGCUGUCAUCGUGGAAGGUUAUGCCGAGUAUGCUACAUGGCGACCUCACUUGGCUUACCUCAGAGACCCGUACGGCGACCCCGAUAUGGAAAUGGACAUUGAUGGUGUUGGUGGUGUGAGCAUUCUGGCCAAGGCUCGUGUGUUCCGAUCUGGUGUCCAUUUCCCUGCCUUCAGCUUUGAGAAGCAUGCCGAAACAGAAGGUUUCGGAAAGAUGGCCAAGCGAAUGCAAUACUCAGUUGUUGGACUGCCGCAUUAUACCAUUUGGCACUUGUACGAACCCAGCGUGGACGAUAUCAAGCACAUGGAGGAGAUGGAAGAGGAGAAACGACAAAAGGAGAAAGAAGAGAAGGAAAAGGAAGAACGUGAGAGGAAAGCCAAAGAGAGCUUCAGCGAUAGUACCGACCAAUGGGAAAAAGACAAGGCCCAGAUGGCUCUCGAUGAAGAAGCAAAUGAGAAAGUAGUGGGCUCUCAGGACUCGGCGAAAUCAUCCGAAAACGAUGGCGGCAAAGACACCACCAAUGGAAAAGAGGGCAAGACAAAGCCAAAGGGAGCAGAGUCAUGA